CCAUCUUGCAGCUGUCAAAUUUAGCGCGUUUCACGUUCCGUUUGAACGAAAAAAAUGCGUAAAAUUACAGCUAUUGUUUCUCUGAUGCUUAUUGCGACGUGGUCGCAGGCCGAUACAAGGCGACAAAAGAAGGAAGUUUCGUCGUCAGAGGACUUCAGAACAGGUAAUUUGUUAGCGGCUGGUUUGUCGUGCGACUCGUGCGGUAGCGAGUGCGCUGCGGCGUGCGGCACUAGACACUUCAGGGCUUGCUGUUUCAACUACCUUAGGAGGAAACGAGGACCUGAACAUGUCAAGAUGCAACAAAAUCUUCAAGAUGUAGAAAGGAAUCAUAAAGCGAAUCUACCGAUUGUCAUAAUGGAAAUUCCAGAAGAAUGGAGAGAAAAUGUAUUUCCAAGCGAUUUUAAACCUUAUUUUUAUGACGAUACAAUCGAUAAUAAGUUAGAUGUAAAUUUUGACGUUUAA
Papilio machaon (common yellow swallowtail) is the source of this 462-nucleotide messenger RNA. RefSeq lists its product as uncharacterized. The record is from RefSeq and is a predicted model, not a curated record. Lineage: Eukaryota; Metazoa; Arthropoda; Insecta; Lepidoptera; Papilionidae. The transcript has 4 exons. Bases 55 to 462 code for a protein of 135 amino acids.